AUGUGUUGCGUAGCAGCUGAGUUUGUAACAUUUCCUACUUUCGUGGACUCCUGGGCGUUCGCAGCCAGUCGAUUCGUCAGGGUGGAUAAUUUGGAGACCCAGCAGAGCAGCUUGAAGAGCAGUCUUGCAGACCAAAGUGGUUUGAAGACGAGCCAGGUGCGCAUCAUCGGUAUCAGUUUCUCGCCGCUCAUCGUCACCAUCCAGAUCGUCCCUUUGGCGGGCAACACCAAGCUGGACGCAAAAGUUGAGAACGACAUCCAGAACAAGCUGAGCGGGUCUCAAUUCACCUUUCCGUCGGACUUGGCAUCGUACCAGUACCAAUCGUUCACGGCCGCUGGCCGCACAGCCCCCAGCGUCGCGCCUUCCGCACUCGUUCCACAAAGCACAGCGACGUCUUUGCAACCUCCGACUCCGGCAGCAAGCAACCUAUCCCUCGGCAUCGCCCAAGCUUCAUUCAUCGCCCCAAGUUCCGCCAUCACUUCUACACCAACAGCUUCUCAGCAAGAGCAAAGGACACCUCCUCCUCUCUCCAACCAAGAACCUACAUCUCAAAAGAAUUUCAGCUUCAACAAAGCGGCCGUGGCGACUGUUUCUUCCAUUGUCGCGCUCCUUAUCGUGGUGCCGGCUGCCAUCUUCUGUUACUGGUACCUACGCGUACGGAGGAGGAGACGAGCUUCUGCUGCGCUCUAUCGCCGUGCUGCGAUGCGAGAAAAGUUCACCAUCAAGAAAGGACCGGCUACGACGUCCGCUCCUCCCGAGACUCCUGGAGAUCACACAGAUGAGCCGCCUCAGGGCAGUACCGAGCCGUCAACAGCCGAAGCUGCCGCCGCGCCCGCCGAGAAAAUCGACCUUACGGUCCCUGGUUUAGCUGAAGACGUCGACGUGUUCACUUACAACGAGCUGCAGAUCGCCACGAACAACUUCAGUAGGGGUAAUCUGCUCGGAGAGGGAGGCUUUGGGAGGGUGUACAAGGCAACCUUUGAAGACGGAGCUUCCAUCGCGGUCAAGAGGCUGGUCAACGAGAACCAGCUCGGAGCAGAAGACUUCAAGGAAAGAAGCAUAGAGGUGAUAGCGGUGCUGAGCCGCAUGGAGCACCCCAACCUCGUCACGUUCCUGGGCUUCUGCUACGAGCGGAACCAUAAGUGCCUGUGCUACGAGCUGAUGACGAACGGCAGCCUGGAGCACCGCCUGCACGGGGCGCCCAGGCUGAAGAGGAAGUUGACAUGGGUCACCCGGCUACAGAUCGCCCUAGACACAGCGAGAGGCCUCCAGUACAUGCACGACACGUGUUCGCCGCCCGUUAUACAUCGCGACAUCAAGAGCGGCAACAUCCUUCUUGCGUCAGACUUCACGGCAAAGGUGUCGGACUUUGGUCAGUCGCAGAUUGCACCGCACGGGCAAGAACGUCAGACGAGCGCACAGAUCACCUUCGGCUACGUAGCACCCGAGUACGUCAUGACCGGUCAGCUGACGGAGAAGAGCGACGUGUACAGUUUCGGGGUGGUGCUGCUGGAACUGCUGACGGGACGGAAGCCGGUGGACAUGACGCUGCCGUCAGGGAAGCAGAGUCUGGUGACGUGGGCAUCUCCUCAGCUGAGCGACCGCCGCAAGAUCCACGCCAUGGUCGACCCGUCCCUCUCGGGGCAGUACACCGACCGCGUCGUCUGCCAGGUCGCGGCCGUCGCCGCCAUGUGCGUGCAACCGGAGUCGGAGUACCGGCCAGUCAUUGGCGAGGUGGUGCAGACUCUGGAGUACCUCCUGGACGAAGCCAGGAAAGCCCGGGUGGAGGACAUGUACGUUGCGAGCGCGUCAGCAUCUCUGAGCCGGGAAGCGAGCACGGCGUUGGAAGCUGUUGAGGAAGGGCUAGACGUGCCUGCGCCGCGGCCGCUCAGCCGCAGAAGUCGAUUCUAA
Molecule: messenger RNA, 1911 nt
Organism: Klebsormidium nitens
Lineage: Eukaryota; Viridiplantae; Streptophyta; Klebsormidiophyceae; Klebsormidiales; Klebsormidiaceae
Source: the annotation of a GenBank genome assembly